Molecule: messenger RNA, 1901 nt
Organism: Apis laboriosa (Himalayan honeybee)
Lineage: Eukaryota; Metazoa; Arthropoda; Insecta; Hymenoptera; Apidae
Gene: Ilk
Product: integrin-linked protein kinase homolog pat-4
Exons: 8
Coding region: 259-1608 (449 amino acids)
Biological process (GO): substrate adhesion-dependent cell spreading; cell-matrix adhesion; protein phosphorylation
Cellular component (GO): stress fiber; focal adhesion
Molecular function (GO): ATP binding; protein binding; protein kinase activity
Source: RefSeq, a predicted model, not a curated record
GUAAAACAUGAGAUGGUAGCAUGAGAAUUCUUUAUAGUGUGGGUAAUAUGAAAUAACCAAUAGUCUGGUUGUGGCAGUGGCAGUUUAUAAUUUUACGCGUCAUAUAUGGGCAGAUGAAGAAUUGUAUUCAUUGCAAUAAAUGUUUUCACAGAAAUAUGGUUAUAUUUAGUAUAUGACGACUUCAGUAUUUUGGAGCACGGAGCAGUGCCACUCCCUUAUAAUAUUUAUACAUUUUUAUUGUAUCUGAUAAUUGGAAAAAUGGAAGAUAUUUUUCAAUGGUGUCGUGAAGGCAAUGCUAUGCAAGUGCGUGUUUGGUUGGAUGACACUGAACAUGAUAUGAAUCAAGGGGAUGAUCAUGGAUUUAGUCCACUCCAUUGGUGUUGCAAAGAAGGACACUUAAAAUUGGCAGAAUUAUUAGUUAGCAGAGGAGCACGUAUUAAUGCUACUAACAGAGGAGAUGAUACUCCUCUUCAUCUUGCUUCUGCUCAUGGACACAAAGAAAUAGUUCAAUUGUUGCUUAGGAAUCGUGCAGAUGUCAAUGUUACAAAUGAACAUGGCAACACUGCUCUUCAUUAUGCAUGCUUUUGGGGUGAUCAAGCAGUUGCUGAAGAAUUAGUAGCUGCUGGUGCUCUUGUAUCUAUUGCAAAUAAAGAUGGAGAUACUCCUUUAGAUAAAGCACGAGGUCACUUAGCCAAAAGAUUACAUGAUUUAGCUGUAGAAUAUGGACAAGAUUUAAAGAAGAUUCAGUUUAAAGAUCAAAGCUGGCUAGGUCUAAAAACUAGAAGUCGUGAUGCUACAUUAUCACGACACAAAGGAAUAAAUAUGGCAGAUCUAUCUCUACAUACUCGAUUAGCUAGUACACCAAGCGGUGAAACAUGGCGUGGACGUUGGCAAAAUAAUGAUAUUGUAGCAAAAAUUUUGAAUAUACGUGAAUGCACGGCUCGAAUUUCAAGGGACUUUAAUGAAGAAUUUCCGAAAUUACGAAUUUUUUCACAUCCCAAUGUAUUACCUGUACUUGGUUGUGUUAAUCAACCACCAAAAUUGGCUACAGUUUCGCAAUAUAUGGCGCGUGGAAGUUUGCAUAGGCUUUUACAUGGAGGUACAGGUGUCGUUGUUGAUACUGCGCGUGCACUUAGGCUUGCUCUUGAUGUUGCAAGAGCUAUGGCAUUUCUUCAUGGGCUUGAAAGACAAAAUAGAUGCAGAUUUCAUCUCAAUAGUAAACAUAUAAUGAUAGAUGAAGAUUUAACAGCUCGCGUAAAUAUGGCGGACUCGAAAUUUUCAUUCCAAGAGGUAGGUCGAAUUUAUGAACCAGCAUGGAUGUCUCCAGAAGCUUUAAGUAAACGUCCAGCAGAUAUAAAUCUCGAGGCCAGUGAUAUGUGGAGUUUCGCUGUUUUAUUAUGGGAACUUGCGACUAGAGAAGUUCCAUUCGCAGAUCUUUCGCCAAUGGAAUGUGGCAUGAAAAUCGCAUUAGAAGAUUUACGCGUUAGUAUACCUCCAGGAAUUUCACCACAUCUUGCUAAGCUUAUUAGGAUUUGUAUGAAUGAAGAUCCAGGAAAACGUCCAUCUUUUGACAUGGUCGUUCCUAUACUCGAUAAGAUGAAACGUUAAUUUUUGAUACAAUUUUUUACAUCGUCAAAUUAUAAAAAAGAAAGAAAAGAAUUACAUAUUUCCAAAGAAACAUAAUGAGCUUAAUCAGAUUGGGCUUAUAAAACGUCUCGAUUAUUAGUCUCAAUUAAUCUGUGUCAGAUUGUCUUAUUGCUUCAAUUAAAAUGACUGAAGUAUAUUUUUUAUACAAUCGUAUUUGAAUAAAUAAUGUGCCUCGAAAAACUUUCAUAAUAUAAUAUUCAUAUAUUAUAAGCAAUUGUAUUGUUUAUUAUUUAUAAAAACGUCCGUAUAUAUUU